Messenger RNA from Sitophilus oryzae (rice weevil), 3754 nucleotides. RefSeq names its product DNA damage-binding protein 1 (gene pic). Gene Ontology annotation, biological process: proteasome-mediated ubiquitin-dependent protein catabolic process; DNA repair. Lineage: Eukaryota; Metazoa; Arthropoda; Insecta; Coleoptera; Curculionidae. Gene Ontology annotation, cellular component: nucleus; site of double-strand break. The record is from RefSeq and is a predicted model, not a curated record. Gene Ontology annotation, molecular function: protein binding; nucleic acid binding. The transcript has 17 exons. Bases 189 to 3614 code for a protein of 1141 amino acids.
UGACAAUAUGAAAAGAAGAUCAUAAGAAGAUUCUAGGUUAGCUGGUUAGAGAUGCAAAUCUGUUUUGUAAUUUCUAUAUAAUUAAUUAUUAGAUCUCGAGUCUUAUUUAAGACAAGGCGGUACCGACAAGGCAAACUAUAUGCCGUUAAAAUUAAAAGGCAUUUCUGCUUAGAAUUGGUAAAAUAACAAUGGCAUAUCAUUACGUUGUAACUGCUCAUAAACCGACCGCAGUGACGGCGUGCGUUACUGGAAAUUUUACAUCAUCAUCGGACCUUAAUUUAAUAGUUGCAAAGAAUAACAGACUAGACAUAUUUUUGGUUACUCCAGAAGGUUUAAGACCAAUAAAAGAAAUUGGACUCUAUGGAAAAGUAGCUGUAAUGAAAUUAUUCCGACCCCAACAUGAGAAGAAAGAUUUAUUGUUUAUAGUAACAUAUAGAUAUAAUGCCAUGAUUCUGGAAUGUGUAGGUGAUGGUGAUAAUCUGGAUAUAAUUACUAAAGCCCAUGGCAAUGUGGCAGAUCGUAUUGGUAAACCAUCUGAAACAGGCAUAUUAGCUGUAAUAGACCCUAAAGCUAGAGUCAUAGGACUACGUCUUUAUGAUGGUCUUUUUAAAAUAAUUCAACUGGAAAAAGACAAUUAUGAAUUAAAGGCCACUAAUUUUAGAAUGGACGAAUUGCAAGUUCAUGAUGUAGAAUUUUUGCAUGGUUGUGCAAAUCCAACAUUGAUCCUAAUACAUCAAGAUGUAAAUGGACGUCAUGUAAAAACACAUGAAAUAUCUCUUAGGGAAAAGGAAUUUGUGAAAACUCCUUGGAGGCAAGAUAAUGUGGAAACUGAAGCUUCAAUAAUCAUACCAGUACCAUCACCACUUAGUGGAGCUAUUAUUAUAGGUCAGGAAAGCAUUUUAUAUCAUGAUGGUAUUACUUCAGUUGUGGUUGCCCCACCUGUAAUUAAGCAAAGUACUAUAACAUGCUUUGCAAGAGUUGAUCCUAGUGGUUUAAGGUAUCUCUUGGGUGACAUGGCAGGACAUCUGUUUAUGCUCUUUUUAGAAACAGAAAGUAGGGGUGAUGCCCAAGAAAUUGUAAAAGAUCUUAAAGUUGAAAUGCUGGGCGAAAUUGCCAUUCCAGAAUGCAUAACUUAUUUAGAUAAUGGAGUUCUUUUUAUUGGAUCAAGGCUAGGCGACUCCCAAUUGGUUAAGUUGAAUACUAAAGGAGAUGAAAAUGGAUCUUAUGUGACUGUAAUGGAAACCUUUACCAAUUUGUCACCAAUUUUAGAUAUGUGUGUGGUAGACUUGGAACGCCAAAACCAAGGUCAACUGGUAACAUGUUCUGGUGCAUUUAAAGAAGGGUCUUUAAGGAUAAUCAGGAAUGGAAUUGGUAUUCAGGAGCAUGCUUCCAUUGAUUUGUUGGGCAUUAAAGGAAUGUGGGCUUUGAAAGCUAACGGAGGAAAAUUGGAUGACACAUUAGUACUAGCCUUUGUUGGACAAACACGUAUUUUAAGUUUGAAUGGAGAAGAAGUAGAAGAAACUGAUAUUCCUGGUUUUACUUCGGAACAUCAAACUUUUUUCUGUGGAAAUGUUGCACAUGAUCAGCUAAUUCAAAUUACACCUAUCUCAGUUCGUUUAGUAUCUAUACAAAGUAAAACAUUAGUUUCUGAAUGGAAGCCUCCCACUGAAAAAAAUAUUAUUGUUGUUGCCUGCAAUUCAACACAGUUAAUUGUAUCAACAGGAAAUCAGUUAUACUAUCUCGAAAUUUAUCCAAACGAGUUAAUUUUGAAAGGGGAAACAGUUUUGGAUGUUGAAGUGUCGUGUCUUGAUAUCAGUCCUUUGGGUGACAAUGCUACAUCAUCUGAUAUAGUAGCAGUAGGAUUGUGGACUGACAUCUCAGCUAGAAUAUUAAAAUUGCCUAGUCUAACUGAGUCUCAUAAGGAAUUACUUGGUGGAGAUAUUAUGCCCAGAUCAAUUUUAAUGGCAACAUUUGAAGGACACGAUUAUCUUCUUUGUGCUCUGGGAGAUGGAUCUAUGUAUUACUUUUCUCUUCAAAAGGAAUUGGGAACUUUGAGAGAUAAGAAAAAGGUGACCUUGGGAACUCAACCAACUAUUUUAAGAACUUUCAGAUCUCUUAAUUCGACAAAUGUGUUUGCCUGCUCUGACAGGCCUACAGUAAUAUAUUCUUCGAAUCACAAGCUGGUGUUUUCUAACGUGAACCUAAAGGAAGUAAAUCAGAUGUGUUCACUUAAUGCUGAAGCAUAUCCUGAUAGUUUGGCAUUAGCAACUGCAACCUCGGUAACUAUUGGUACAAUAGAUGAAAUCCAAAAACUUCAUAUACGGACAAUACCACUUCAAGAAUCGCCAAGAAGAAUUGCAUACCAAGAGAGCAGUCAGGUAUUUGGUGUUCUGACUUGCAGAAUUGACAUUCAAGAUUCUACCGGAUUAAAUCCUGUAAGACAGAGUGCUUCAACUAUGACACAAGCUGUCACAGUUUCUAGCAGUGUUGCCACUUUAGCCAUGAGCAAAUGUAGUGGUAGCAGUUCAGUAACUACAACUACUACAGGUGGUUUGGCGCCAGAAUAUGGCCAAGAAGUGGAAAUUCACAAUUUGCUUGUUAUCGAUCAAAAUACAUUUGAAGUCUUGGCAGCCCAUCAAUUUAUGCAACAAGAAUAUGCAAUGUCUUUGAUUUCUUGUCAUUUAGGAAAUGACCCUAACACUUAUUUUAUUGUCGGUACUGCAACAGUUAACCCUGAAGAAUCAGAACCAAAGCAAGGGAGAAUUGUAAUCUUCCAGUGGAACGAUAAUAAACUGACUCAAAUCUCUGAAAAAGAGAUUAAAGGGGCUUGUUAUUCAUUAGGUGAAUUUAAUGGUAAAUUAUUGGCCAAUAUUAAUAGUACAGUUAGACUAUUUGAAUGGACGGCUGAAAAGGAGUUAAGAUUGGAAUGUUCCCACUUCAACAAUAUUGUAUCCCUCUAUUUAAAAACAAAGGGAGAUUUCAUCUUGGUUGGAGAUUUAAUGCGUAGCAUGACUUUACUUCAAUACAAGACAAUGGAGGGUAGUUUUGAAGAAAUAGCUCGUGACUAUAAUCCAAAUUGGAUGACCGCUAUCGAGUUUUUGGACGAUGACAUUUUCCUGGGAGCAGAGAAUUGUUACAAUAUGUUUGUAUGUCAAAAAGAUAGUGCUGCCACCACAGAUGAAGAAAGGUCUCAGAUGAAUCAGGUUGGCCAUUUCCACGUUGGCGAUAUGAUAAAUGUGUUUAGGCAUGGAUCUCUCGUAAUGCAAAAUGUCGGAGAAAUUUCAACACCUACAAGAGGUUGUGUGUUGUUUGGAACUGUUGGGGGAGCCAUAGGUUUAGUAACACAGAUUGGUGCAAAUUUUUAUGAGUCUUUAAGAGAUUUGCAAAACAAACUUGCAUUUACCAUUAAAUCUGUGGGUAGAAUAGAACAUUCUUUUUGGAGAGCUUUUCAUACUGAUAUUAAGACUGAAAAUAGUGAAGGGUUUAUUGAUGGUGAUUUAAUUGAAAGCUUUUUGGAUCUUUCACCAGAAAAAAUGAAGGAAGUUGCAGAUAGUUUGGGAGUUACUGUUGAAGAUUUGAUUAAGACCGUAGAAGAUUUAACGAGAAUUCAUUAGUUUGAAAAAUUUGCUUUACAGUUGUAGUUUACUAUUGUUCAGUGAGUUAUUAACUAUUUUGGAUAAUUGUAAUGUUAUGUAUAAUAUUUAAGUUUUUUCUUGUAAAUAUUUCCAGUAUUAAAAGUUGUAUUUCUUAGUAA